Xylaria bambusicola is the source of this 3681-nucleotide messenger RNA. RefSeq lists its product as uncharacterized. NCBI's taxonomy places the organism in Eukaryota, Fungi, Ascomycota, Sordariomycetes, Xylariales, Xylariaceae. The record is from RefSeq and is a predicted model, not a curated record. The transcript has 2 exons. The coding region runs from base 1 to 3681 and encodes 1226 amino acids.
AUGACUACACGAUGGAGCUAUGUUUGGGCUCUGCUCUUAUUACUCCUUCAUCUUCACGGUGUAAUAGCAGGUCCUCUUCAACUACUGCGCCGCGAGGAUGCUACAGCCACAGCCACGAUAUCGCCGGCUACGACAGCGACCGAAAUCAAGGCGCAAGAUGACGAGACUUCCACUCAGAGUGCAGUCGAAACAAAGACAACGCAUAGGUCUACUACGGACGAGAGUUCAACCACGUUCAUGGUCACGUCGACUACUGCAUUUCCUUCGGCUAUUAAUGGGAACAGUCCUGACCAUACUAAUAGCUCUCUUGCAACUCCCAGUCCUAUUCCGAAUGGUCAGCUACCCCUAGCUCCCCGACUUACACCAGGAUGGGGGGUCGCCGGUGCCCUUCUCUUGAUAAGUGGCGCUGCGUACACACUAAUUGGGAUCAAGAAUGGUUGGUUCUACACCUUCUUCUCGGCGGCGUUCCUCACGGCCCUGAGUGUCACAGUUCUCAUCAUAUAUGUUAUGGUUCCACCUGUACCAGCUGCGAUUGAGGGAGCCUAUGUUGUAGCAGCUGUUGUCUCUGGACUCAUUAUUGGUGGAGCAUCCAUCGUGUUUCGAGAGAUCACUGAAGGCUUGGGAUGCCUCCUAGGAGGAUUUUGUGUGUCCAUGUGGCUAUUAACACUUAAAGCUGGUGGGCUGCUCCCUUCAUCCACACCAAAGAUAAUAUUUAUCAUCGCCUUCACGGUUGGCAGUUAUGCGUUCUACUUCAGUCGCUAUACGCGGCCAUACGCCCAGAUUGGUCUCAUGUCGUUUGCAGGUGCGACUGUAACAGUCUUAGGUAUUGAUUGUUUCAGCCGGGCCGGAUUGAAAGAAUUCUGGGCUUACAUCUGGAACUUGAACAAGGGGCUCUUCCCCUACGCCACGCACACUUAUCCUAUGACCAAGGGCAUUCGCGUUGAGAUUGCGGUCACUGUUGUUUUUACGAUUAUAGGUAUCAUCUCUCAAAUGAAGCUCUGGCGAGUUAUUCAAGCGCGCCGGGCAAGGAAGGCCGAGGAGCAAGCCGAAGAGCAACGAAAACGUGACGAAGAAGAGACAAGUCUGGGGCUACGGAUUGAGGCGCAAAACGCGAGGGAACGUCGACAAUGGGAAACGGUAUACGGUGAUCAGCCUCCACAAAGCUUGGCCGAGUCUGAGGACUCAGGGGUUGAAGACGUGGGUGAUGAGAAGAUGAAGAAACAUCGCAUUAGUCAAAAGGUUGUUCGGCAGGCAUCCUCGAGCGAGGAUCAAAUUGAGCUGGCUGAGCUCCCAAGUCCAGAGCUCACGAAUUCACCUGAUCCUCUAAAGUCGACUAAUGGGUUAAUGAUGACGAACCAGAAAGACGACAGCAGAGUGACGAUUAGGGUUGCCAGGGAUGACGAUGAACCGACAGAACGCAAUGACGUAAUCAUAUCUGAACCAAAUGAUAAGAAUGUUGGGACACCCAACGGCUAUGCUAAAGCGCGGCCAAGCUCGAUAACAUUUCCCGAAACUUCUCAAAUGUCACCAACGGAGCCGGGGCCGGAGGUUACUCCUCUUCCAUUCAAGAUCCCGAGCAGUGUGGAUGGAAAUGACAGGGAUGAGAACCGUUCAUCGAUUGCAGCCUAUGCCGAUGAGGACGAUGGGGAGUUUAUGCUCAGCGACAAACCUUCGAGAUUGUCAUCGGCUCACCGACUCUCAGCAAGUUCUGGCAAACUUCUAAAAAGUAUCUCUCUACGGUCAAAUUCCGCCCGGACGUCCAAACGAAAGACAGGCGAGUUUGAAGCACAUUUGUCGCCGGCAGGGGAGGAGAGCACCGAAAAUCUCAUUGUUGAAAACCCGAAACGUUAUAGCGACAUGUUAUCGAUUAUUGCUACUAUUGAUGGGCUGAGUCAAGAUGGUGAUGACUACGAUCGUCUUACGGAUGACAACACUGAACGGAACUAUUUACCAGAGGUUACUGUCGAGUUUGGUGACGGCACAGAGCCCAAGGGAGUGGGUAAAGGUAGUGAAGGUGAAGAAGGCGAUAUGCAAUCGAAGUUGAAACCUCCCGGUUCCGAGCAGCGUCGUAGUGCUCGACCUAUCUCAUCUACUGAGACAGUUGCCACUGAUAUUCUUGAUCCUUUCACUACCAUCUCGUCAUCGGGCGACCUGUCGAAGAGAAGCAGUAUGGAUCCAAGCACGAAAAAGACGGACAGCACCAACGAAAACAGUAAUCCAACCGAUCUGUCCACUGUUGAAGAGACCCCAGAAAGUUCGGUACACCAGAAAUCCCCGGCUCCCUCGACUACUUCAAAUAGUAAAAGCAGUAUAAGUCUCACCAAAGAUCGGCUCCCACCAGCCUUGACCCGCGUGGCUUUAUCGUACAGAACCAACGAAUGGGCGAAGCAUCUAAGCACAGCGGAGGUCCCUGAUAUAGAAGAAUUGCAGCUGGAAAGCCCUGCUGACCGUCAGAAUGUCGAGAAGCAAGUUAUCGAAGCGCCUGUGCCGGUUGAUGUUGAGGAACUCCAGCAAACGACUACUUCUGCGGCUUUCAUGAGACGAUCUUCUAGUGCGCCGAAUGUUCCACAGCCUCUCUCACCAGCAGAUCAUUCCACGUCUCGGAUAAGCUCAUAUUCUUCUGCGCCAAAGGCGCACAUACCAGCCACUCUCGCUAUCCUCACGAGCGUCGGCUCGGAGGCCGGAGUUGAGGGAGUGUCAGGAAGCUCUUCGGUACCAAAUCUCCCCCAGGCAGGGCAUGGUUACAGGAACAGCAGGCAGCGGAACUCCAGUGAAGUAUACAACCAGCCAAUCCAAGAGGAAGAUGGCACCGAGCCACUUCCUGUGGCGGGCCAGACGGGUUCGUCCGACGAGGCCAAUUCUACGCCAGGCUCGGUUCCUCCUUCACCAGGAGGACAUGCGCCCAUACCAGGGCUGGUCUCGUACUCCAGCCCGCAGACCCUCCUAGGAAAGCGCGAGAUGUUCUUGCGCAACAGAUCCACAUCGCAGCUCCUUACGACGCCAAUCCAAGAAAGCCCUGAAUAUAUGAUGCGGUCAGCGAGUCAGAUGACCUUGCCGUACAAUCAGGCCACGCCGCCGCCGCCGAACGAUAUGGACGAUAUCCCUCUGAGUCAAAGGAAAGAACUCAUUCGGCAGAGCAGCAGGCUCUCCGUUAACUCGGGUGUUUCGAACAUGAUAGGCCGUCCCAGACGCAUCAGUUCCGGGAGCGCGGUACAACUCCCCUCCAGCAACACAUUUGCUACUAACACGCCUCCUGCGCCUUACGUCCCCACCAUAACCGCCGAGUCCACAAACUUCGACUCGCAUCAGCCCCAGCGACACUCGAACCUACCAUCACAAGCAGCCCGCGACGCCCGCCUCUCGCAAUUCCGGCAGUCGGUAGCAGCAGAACUGCGCACACCCACGGGCGCAAUGCCGCGCGCAGGAAAAGAAACUGCAUUACGCACAUCGAGUUCGAUGCCGAGUGCAACGGCGAUGAAUCAUGCCGAAGUGAGCAGGGUGAUCGAGCAUCAGCGCAGCAUGCUGCUAUCGCAGCGCGAGAUGGAGGCCCAGAGGAAGGCGGGGGAGCGCUGGGAGAAGGAGAGGACGGAACGAGUCUUUGAGGAGAUGAUGAGACGUGGGGAUUUGGUGGACGUGCAUCGGGAGGCACUUAGGAAGAUGCAGGGGGGUGUUAAGCAUUGA